Messenger RNA from Pseudozyma hubeiensis SY62, 360 nucleotides. RefSeq lists its product as hypothetical. The record is from RefSeq and is a predicted model, not a curated record. The coding region runs from base 1 to 360 and encodes 119 amino acids. The transcript has a single exon. NCBI's taxonomy places the organism in Eukaryota, Fungi, Basidiomycota, Ustilaginomycetes, Ustilaginales, Ustilaginaceae.
AUGUCGUUGGCGUCCCUCAAUUUAAUGUGCUAUGAUCCAGAAAGAACGUGCUCACACAGACGCAAUCGAGACAAUCUCAUGUGCGAUGACUACGUGCUUCACCAAGGACAAAGCUCCGAGGGUUGCUUGCGCAGUGUGACGCAGACGAAGAAUGUUGAUGUGACCUCUCAGAAGCGACUACGCCAUCGCAGCCUUUGCAACGCAUCGGCGGAACAAUUGCUCUCCCCGCCUGAAAAGCACAGGAUCGAGCACGGAACGACUGAGAUCGACCCAAAGUUUCACUGCUUCAACUUCUUUGCCGACCUUACCCUGAUGGCUGCUAUGAAAGCAACUCGAAUCUCGCCACGAAUCGAUGAAUAA